AUGGCAAAUGGCGACAAUGCAUUUAGCCAUGACUCUGUCAGCUCCGGCCAGCUCCAACCUCUCAACACCUGCGUGCGGGCCAAUGGCCAUCUCAACCAUCGCAAGGUCUCCGCCUUCCUCGCUGGCAUGCAGCGCUCGACCGGCCUGACUUUCAAGACAGACAGAGCUGCCGGCGAAAACAAGGACAUGACGAAGUGGAUCGAGAAGUAUCUCGGUGUCGGCGAGUGGGUGAUGGAUCAGUCCGUCGCUAUCGCCGGCUCCAGCGGUUGGUUCGAACGCAGGCGAUAA
Molecule: messenger RNA, 288 nt
Organism: Colletotrichum godetiae
Lineage: Eukaryota; Fungi; Ascomycota; Sordariomycetes; Glomerellales; Glomerellaceae
Exons: 3
Coding region: 1-288 (95 amino acids)
Cellular component (GO): cytoplasm
Source: RefSeq, a predicted model, not a curated record